AUGCACUUCUCUGUGGCUGCUAUUGCGCUCGCUCUGGGCGUGGCAUCGCUUGUGGAUGCUGGAAAGUUUACCGCAAAGCUGCACAAGCAUCCUCUAAGCAAGGAGAACACACUCUCGACGAUGGCGGCGCAGCUUGAUCUGCUCAAAGCCAAGUACAGCACGCGCGCUCAACGACCGUUUAAACUCGGUGGCCAGCUCGCAGAGGAGUUCAGCGAGCACUAUCUUGAACAACCUGCUCCCAAGUCUCGUGCGUGGUUGCAGCAGGCCUCUGAGGGACACAAUGUGCCAUUGUCCGACUUCCUCAAUGCACAGUACUUUGCCGACAUUUCGCUGGGCAACCCUCCGCAAAAUUUCAAGGUCGUGCUUGACACGGGCUCUGCUAACCUCUGGGUCCCAUCUGAGAGCUGCAUGUCGAUUUCCUGCUUCCUGCACAGCAAGUAUGAUAGCAGCGUUUCGGAGACAUACACCAAGAACGGUUCUUCUUUCGCGAUCGAGUAUGGCUCCGGCUCCAUGAAAGGCUUUGUUUCGAACGACGACAUGCGCAUCGGCGAUAUUCGCUUGAAAGGUAUCGACUUUGCGGAGGCGACCGAGGAGCCUGGUCUCGCGUUUCUCCUCGGCAAGUUUGACGGGAUUAUGGGGCUUGCCUACGAUACAAUCAGUGUGGACAAGAUCGUGCCGCCCUUCUACGAGAUGAUCAACCAGGGUCUGAUUGACGAAAAGGUCUUUUCAUUUUACCUUGGUUCCUCCGAAAAGGACGGUGGUGAGGCCACAUUUGGCGGGGUUGACGAGAGCAAGUUCGAAGGUAGUAUUCGCUAUGCACCUGUGCGUAGACGCGGCUACUGGGAGGUUGCACUGGACAAAAUCAAGUUCGGCGAUGAUGAGCUCGUGCUGGAGAACACUGGCGCUGCGAUCGACACGGGCACGAGCUUGAUCGCCAUGCCAACCGACGUUGCCGAGAUUCUCAACAAGGAGAUUGGCGCGACCCGUAACAUGCUUGGUCAAUACACUGUGGACUGCGAAAAGGUCGCGGGACUUCCCGACCUUACUAUGACCCUGAACGGCGAGUCGUACAUACUUGCACCUUCCGACUACAUUCUCGAACUUCAAGGCAUAUGUGCGUCUGCCUUUAUGGGCUUGGAUCUCCCCGAGCCAAUUGGCCCCAUGUGGAUUGUCGGCGACGUGUUUUUGCGCAAGUUCUACACUGUCUAUGAUCUUGGUAGGGACGCCGUCGGCUUUGCCAAGGCCAAGCGUGCGUAA
This is a messenger RNA of Malassezia vespertilionis, 1257 nucleotides long. It is a transcript of the gene APR1, whose product is annotated as saccharopepsin. NCBI's taxonomy places the organism in Eukaryota, Fungi, Basidiomycota, Malasseziomycetes, Malasseziales, Malasseziaceae. Bases 1 to 1257 code for a protein of 418 amino acids. Gene Ontology annotation, biological process: proteolysis. The transcript has a single exon. Gene Ontology annotation, molecular function: aspartic-type endopeptidase activity. The record is from RefSeq and is a predicted model, not a curated record.